AGGGUCCGGAUCUCGUUGUAUGAUCAUGACAGCCUUCCAUGGGAAUCCGACGACCUGAUGGGACGGACUUACACUGAUAUCGACGGGAAAUUUGUGGUAGAAGGCUGCGGCGACGAUUUCGGGCCUUGGAACGACCCAGAUCCCUAUAUCGUGGUAGAGCAUCGGUGCCCUUACGUUGGGCAUACUGUAGCCAUUACGCAUCGAAAAACUAUUGUCGACGUCUGGAAAACGUUCAUGCCAAUGGAAACAAGCGUCGGCUUGGUACGACUCGACCUGAACCAAGAGGGC
Messenger RNA from Mesorhabditis spiculigera, 288 nucleotides. The record is from the annotation of a GenBank genome assembly. Lineage: Eukaryota; Metazoa; Nematoda; Chromadorea; Rhabditida; Rhabditidae.